CGUAGACUACUCCGGUAGCUUUGUUACGGAUAGGGAAUAUAUCUCCUUAGAUGAGUUACAUAGUUGGGCCGAUGCGAUAGCAAUAACAAUCGGUUUUCAAUUUACACGUGCUUCUUAUAAAAAGAAAGAAGGACGUUCUAGAGUUAGUGUCUAUUUAAGAUGUCACCGCUAUGGUAAUAUUAGGGGUGAUGUACAUAAUCUAGAUAAUACUGCCCGACCUGGUUCUAAAAGUAGAAGUUGCGGGUGUAAAUUUAUGAUUGUAGGAAGUAGUCGUAAACCACCAGAAAGACCUUGGACAGUAAGGGUGUGUCCUGGUGAAAAGGGAAAACAUAACCACCCGUUCUUGGUGUACAGAGAUGGUCAUGUAAGGGCAAAUAGGAUUAAUGUAGACAUUCGGGAGCACAUACGACAGCUUAGUGCAACCAGAAUGCAACCGGCCUUUAUUAUGAAUUCUAUUAGAGAUAAUUUUCCUGGUUUUUAUGCUAGUCUGAAUCAGAUAUAUAAUAUUAGACAAUCAAUAAGGAAAGAAGAGAUGGAGGGUAGGACUCCCCUUCAACACUGUCUUCAUAUGGCCACAGAACUUAAUUAUGUGGUAUGGACAGACUUGGAUAACGAAGGGCAAUUGAGCAGACUAUUAAUUGCAAAUCCUACCUCUAUCCAAAUGAUACGUACGUGGCCGUAUGUUGUGCUGAUAGAUACAACGUACAAAACGAACAAACAAAAGUGGCCACUAUGUGAAGUGAACGGAAUGAUGCCAACCAAUCACAAUUUCUUGGUUGCGUUUUGUUUGAUGCGAGAUGAGGCGGCUGUGUCGUAUUCGUGGGUGCUGCAGGGAUUGAGAGAUAUUUUCGGCACUGCUCAGACUCCUAGCGUCAUUGUAACCGAUCGAGACGAAGGUUUAUCUGCAGCUAUUCGUGACGUCUUCCCAGAUGUGCGGCAUUUGUUAUGCAUCUGGCAUAUUGGCAACGACGUUGAGAACAUGGUGGACAAGUUGUGUGGCGGCAAGAAAAAUCAACAAGGGCAGGUAUUCAGGAAAAGUAGAUGGAACCCCUUGGUUGAAAGUUCUACGAUCGAGGAAUAUGAAGAUAAAUGGCAAGUGAUCGUCAGUACGUGGUCGGUUAGGAACAAAAAGGUCGUUCGGUAUUUGACUGGAACAUGGAUUCCACUGAGAGAGAAAUUUGUCCGUGCGUGGACGAAUGAUUGUUUACACUUGGGUAACCGGACUACCAGCAGAGUUGAAAGCCAACACUCGUCUUUUAAGUAUUACCUUGGUAGCGGUAAUAGCUCAUUCGAUACCCUUUUCAAAAGGGCGCACGCACAGAUUACAAAUCAGCAAGCUACAAUCCGACAAGCGCUACAGGAUUCCAUGUCUUCUGUACAAAGAUCGAUGUGACAGCAUUACUUUAGACCUCUAUAUCGCCACGUAUCUCUCUAUGCCUUGGAGCAGCUCCAGCUUGAGUAUAACCGCAUGUUAGAACUCGGUGAUUUUGUGUUUAACAAAUGUGGUUGUGUACUUCAACAAACCCAUGGAUUGCCGUGUGCAUGUUAUUUACAUAUGUCCAUCGGAUCACAUGGUGCUUUGUAUUUGGAUGACAUUCAUGAAUUCUGGAGUACUUUGAGGUACACCGAGGUAGGAGACGAAACCGAUGAAGGAGUACGAUACCCGAACGCCAAUGACAAAGAGUACUUUCAAUCUCUGGUCGAUGAAGUCCUCAAAUCUGAUCCCGCUGUUGUUCGCCGAAUGUCUCAGUUACUUGAAUAUGAACUACACCCAGAUGGCGCGGAAAUACCUGAGCCGUACGCUAGUCCACCGAGAAAGGGAAGACCAAGAACAAGUAAAAACAUGAGAAGGAGAAAAAGUUCAUUUGAAUAUAGCAGAUCAUCUUCUCGCGGUCGAGGGUCUAGAUCUUCUUCCCGCGGGAGAUCUAGUGGUCGAGAGACGCAAUCCUCAGUAGGAAUUAAGUUCAGUUUCAACUUAUCCGAUGAUCCUGGAGGUCGAGAUUUUUCACACUUUCCAUGGCCUAAUAACAUCCCAUUUAUCCUUCCUCCUUACUUGUUCGACUAGAUUGAUGUGUUAGGUGAUGGUAACUGUGGAUUUAGAGCAAUUGCCGUCACAGAGCUGGGAGGCGAGGAAGCAUGGCCUCUUUUAAGGCGUGCUAUGAGCAUGGAAAUGCAAAUGAAUAGAGCGCAAUACCUAACUUUGUAUCUAUCCCAGGAGGAACUAGACGAUUCUAUAUUCAGAAUAGGUGCACACGCAAAUGCACCUGCUCCUUUCAUGCACUGGAUGGAUGCACCGAUGGCUUUGUACUCUGCAGCAACAUUUCUAAACAUUGCCAUUGCUUAUUAUGGUUCUGCUGACUGUAAUCCGCAAUACAACUGUUUGAUUCUCCCGUUAAGGAAAGCAUCGGGCGUGAAUAGUGUAAAUAAAGUAAUACAUAUAUGUUGGGUUAAUAGAAAUCAUUUUGUUCAACUUUUAAUGAACGACGAUUCGUCCCCUCUACCGCCGAUCCAUCCAAGUUGGAAACAAGCAGCUGACAAUUUCACCAAACAUCUUGACACACAUUUCAGUACGAGGAUUAUGCUCUGGAAUAAUCUAUGCGGGCCACGUUCACAACCAACUAAUACCACCGCUGACGAUGCUGUAAAUUUAGAUACUCCAUAGAAUUUAUACACGACAUUCAUUAUAAAUUGUAUAUAAUCCAUAAUUAUACUAUUGUGUAUACGAAUGACAUUCA
Molecule: messenger RNA, 2735 nt
Organism: Amaranthus tricolor (Joseph's coat)
Lineage: Eukaryota; Viridiplantae; Streptophyta; Magnoliopsida; Caryophyllales; Amaranthaceae
Product: protein FAR-RED ELONGATED HYPOCOTYL 3-like
Exons: 3
Coding region: 254-1393 (379 amino acids)
Biological process (GO): regulation of DNA-templated transcription
Source: RefSeq, a predicted model, not a curated record